Aspergillus aculeatus ATCC 16872 is the source of this 693-nucleotide messenger RNA. RefSeq lists its product as uncharacterized. The transcript has a single exon. The coding region runs from base 1 to 693 and encodes 230 amino acids. Lineage: Eukaryota; Fungi; Ascomycota; Eurotiomycetes; Eurotiales; Aspergillaceae. The record is from RefSeq and is a predicted model, not a curated record.
AUGCCGACUCUCAGCGACUUCUUCUAUACCCAAUUCCUUCUCCGAAUCCCCCAACCGUCCGUCUCCUUCGCCAACAAGACUAUCAUCGUGACCGGCGCCAAUGGAGGCUUAGGACAAGAGACCUUGAAGCACCUCAUCCGUCUCGGGGCCGAGAAGAUCAUCUUCGCGUGCCGCAGUCGGUCCCGAGGCGAGCAGGCUAAACGCGAGAUCGAGGCCCAGCUGAACUGUAAGACCAACCUCGUCGACGUCCGAGAACUCGACCUGGAGUCCCCGGCCUCGAUCAAGCGGUUCGCAGAGUGGGCCGCUCGUUCACUUCCGCGCGUUGACGUCCUGAUCAACAACGCCGGGAUCCACGCCAACAAGUUCAAGGUCGUCUACGACACCGAGCGCACCCUGGCCGUCAACAACAUCGGCACCUUCCUGCUGACGGUCCAGAUGAUCCCGAAAAUGAAGGCGACAGCUCGAACCUAUGGCGUCACGCCGGUGAUCACCUUCGUCGCCUCCGCGCUCUACGACAUCGCCGAAUACCCCGAGCAGCACGGUGAGGAUAUCUUCACCUGGUUUCGGGAGGAAUCCCACGUGAAUUUUAUGAACCAGUCGGUAUACCCGCCCUACAUGCCACAUAACCCAUUGCUGAUGGAAAAUGCUGCACUAGGUACAAACUUUCCAAAUUACUACAGCUUUACGCGAUGA